This is a messenger RNA of Eremothecium sinecaudum, 837 nucleotides long. It is a transcript of the gene TYW3, whose product is annotated as tRNA methyltransferase TYW3. The coding region runs from base 1 to 837 and encodes 278 amino acids. The record is from RefSeq and is a predicted model, not a curated record. Gene Ontology annotation, molecular function: tRNA methyltransferase activity. Gene Ontology annotation, biological process: tRNA methylation. Lineage: Eukaryota; Fungi; Ascomycota; Saccharomycetes; Saccharomycetales; Saccharomycetaceae. The transcript has a single exon. Gene Ontology annotation, cellular component: cytoplasm.
AUGUCACAGGACGGUUUUAAUCAGAAGAAGGAAUCUAUUUUACGAAAAAUUAACUCUGGUUUAGGCGAUUUGUCUCCUAAAGGUAGCAUUGAUGAGUUAUGUCUUCCCAUCAUAAAAUUAGUAAAUUCUCAUGAUGACAUGGUUACGAGUUCGUCUUGUUCUGGGAGGCUGAGUGUAUUUGUCGAAGGUAAUAAGUUAAAGAAUGCUGAACAUGUGAAGUUGGGCGGAAAGGGAUUGGGAGGCCGCUGGUUAUUUGUAACUCAUGAUAAGUCUGAUGUGUUGAACUGGUCAGACAAGCUUAGUGAAGAACUCAUUAAGAAUACUGCUACCAAUUCUGGGGAAAUAAGCAAAGGAACAAGGUUAGUGCUCUACAAGUAUGAGCCUUUUAUAUUGCAUGUGAAGUGCCGGAAUUUUGAUGUUGCUUCGAAGCUGUAUAACAUAGCGAUGUCAUGUGGGUUUCGAGAAAGUGGUAUUGGCAGCAAUAAUGUUGUUGCUGUCAGAAUUAGUAUGGGAUUAAAUAUUCCUAUUGGAUAUUUAAACGAAAAUACUGGUAAACUCAAUAUGCUAGUGAGCCAAGAUUAUAUUUCUGUAGUGGAUGCAUUGACGUUUGGUAAAUUCGAAGAAAACGAGAGGAAAAUAAAGGAAUUGUAUCAGAGUAUUGAAUUAAAUAUGAUACAUGGAUCUAAACCAGAGGAUUUCGAAGUAAUUGAAUCGAAGGAGGAACGGCGUGAGAGGAAGCGGCGGGAAGGCCUUAAUAAACAGAAACAAGUACAACAAGAAAAAUCGACCGCAACCUCAUCUUCACUUUCACAGACAUGCGCUGAACACUUAAGUUGA